Molecule: messenger RNA, 1019 nt
Organism: Myotis brandtii (Brandt's bat)
Lineage: Eukaryota; Metazoa; Chordata; Mammalia; Chiroptera; Vespertilionidae
Gene: STARD10
Product: StAR-related lipid transfer (START) domain containing 10
Molecular function (GO): lipid binding
Source: RefSeq, a predicted model, not a curated record
UGGACACACACAUGGGUGCUCAGAGUCCCGGGAAGGUGGCGUCAGCAUCUGCAGCCGCGUCGACGUUGUCGGAGCCUCCGCGGAGGACCCAGGAGAGCCAGACGAGGACCAGGGCCCCGGGCCUCUCCAUGGAGAAGUCUGCGGCCUCCACAGAGCCCCAGGGGCCUCCAGUCCUGGGCCGCGACAGCGUCCAGGUGCCCGAUGACCAGGACUUCCGCAGCUUCCGGUCAGAGUGUGAGGCCGAGGCGGGCUGGAACCUGACCUACAGCAAGGCCGGCGUGUCUGUGUGGGUGCAGGCUGUGGAGAUGGAUCGGACCCUGCACAAGAUCAAGUGCCGGAUGGAGUGCCGCGAUGUGCCAGCCGAGACACUCUACGAUGUCCUACAUGACAUUGAAUACCGAAAGAAGUGGGACAGCAACGUCAUUGAGACUUUCGACAUCGCUCGCUUGACAGUCAAUGCUGACGUGGGCUAUUAUUCUUGGAGGUGUCCAAAGCCCCUGAAGAACCGUGAUGUCAUCACCCUUCGCUCCUGGCUCCCCAUGGGCACUGAUUACAUCAUUAUGAACUACUCAGUCAAACAUCCCAAAUACCCGCCUCGGAAAGACUUGGUCCGAGCUGUGUCCAUCCAGACGGGCUACCUCAUCCAGAGCACGGGGCCCAAGAGCUGCGUCAUCACCUACCUGGCCCAGGUGGACCCCAAAGGCUCCUUACCCAAGUGGGUGGUGAAUAAAUCUUCUCAGUUCCUGGCUCCCAAGGCCAUGAAGAAGAUGUACAAGGCGUGCGUCAAGUACCCUGAGUGGAAGCAGAAGCAUCAGCCCCACUUUAAACCGUGGCUACACCCAGAGCAGAGCCUGCUGCCAAGCCUGGCGCUGUCGGAGCUGUCCGUGCAGCAUGCGGACUCGCUGGAGAACAUCGACGAGAGCGCGGUGGCAGAGAGUCGGGAGGAGCGCCUGGGCGGUGCUGGCGGCGAGGGAAGUGACGACGAUACCUCGCUCACCUGAGCAUGGAACCAUAACAGG